Xiphias gladius (swordfish) is the source of this 1839-nucleotide messenger RNA. It is a transcript of the gene gtf2e2, whose product is annotated as general transcription factor IIE, polypeptide 2, beta. Bases 267 to 1130 code for a protein of 287 amino acids. The transcript has 8 exons. Gene Ontology annotation, cellular component: transcription factor TFIIE complex. The record is from RefSeq and is a predicted model, not a curated record. Gene Ontology annotation, biological process: transcription initiation at RNA polymerase II promoter. Lineage: Eukaryota; Metazoa; Chordata; Actinopteri; Istiophoriformes; Xiphiidae.
AGGUGAUGACGUUUUCCAAGGAUUAGCUGUCGAUAUCCGACAAAAUCGAACAAGAAACGGAAGCGCAGCGUGAGGAAGAAAAUUAGAUGUUUUGUGUACGAAGUUAGUUAGCUAGCGUUAAUUUAUAUUAUUUUUGAAGGGACCAGACAAAGCGGUGACAUCUUGAAGGAGGCACUUUCGUCCUGGUCUAUAUCCUCUGAAAUUCGAUAGUCCUCCUGGACAAACCCGUCACUUUCUCUGAGAACAGGAACCAAGUGUCAGCCAGGAUGGACCCAGCUCUCUUGAGGGAGAGGGAACUGUUCAAGAAAAGAGCUCUGUCCACUCCAGCUGUAGAGAAGCGACAAGCGUCCUCAGACUCUGGAUCACACAAGAAGAAGAAGCCCAAAGUUGACAAGGAGAGCUCUUCAGGGUCCAAACAUAGCACUGAGUCUAGUAAUGGCAACUUUAACAUCAAAGCAAGCUCUGGGUACAAAUUUGGCUGCCUGGCCAAGAUAGUCAAUUAUAUGAAGACAAGGCAUCAGAAUGGUGAUACACACUUCUUGACCUUAGAUGAGAUUCUGGAUGAGACCAAACUUCUUGACAUCAGCAUGAAACAGAAACAGUGGCUCAUGACUGAGGCCUUGGUCAACAAUCCAAAAAUUGAAGUGCGGGAUGGGACAUAUGGUUUCAAGCCCAAGUACAACCUGAAAGACAAGAAAGCCUUACUGAGGCUACUGGACAAACACGACCAGUUGGGCCUGGGAGGAGUGCUGCUGGACGAUGUAGAGGAAGGGCUGCCCAACUCAGCCAAGGCCAUUAAGGCUUUGGGGGAUCAGAUCGUCUUUGUGACAAGACCAGACAAGAAAAAGAUCCUAUUCUACAAUGACAAACACUGCCAGUUUAUGGUAGAUGAAGAAUUUCAGAAACUGUGGAGGAGUGUCCCAGUUGAUUCCAUGGAUGAAGAGAAGAUUGAGGAGUACCUAAAGAAACAAGGCAUCUCCUCAAUGCAAGAAACAGGACCAAAGAAAGUGUUACCAGUUCAAAAGAGAAAGAAGCAAGGUGGGCAGAGGAAGAGACACUUCAAGACCCACAACAACCAUCUGGCAGGAGUGCUGGAGGAUUAUUCGGAUGGCGUUCCUGUAAAGAAGUGAAAUCCCUUCCCUCACUGCUACAUGACCUCAGAGCGAUGUUGAGUCUGUAAAUCAGAAAUGGCUGCAGAUGGAGACUCUGGCCACACUACAAUACAAUGACUUUUCAUGGGUGUCUUGUGUCCAAAAAACUAGCAUCCUUUCCUUUCUUUGCACUCCUCUCAGUGAUCAGUCGUAUUGUAUUAAAUGGAGUGAAUAGCACCUGUGUUGUGGAAGCCUUUUCAGUUUAACGAUCAGUAAUGACUGAAUGACACUGGAAGAAGAGAGUGUUGAAACCAUUAAGGACAGUGAAUGCUCUUAGCAAGACUACCAUCUGUAAAGGGGGUGAUGCAACCUAACUGUUACAAUGUAAAUGAGUUGAAGUGUGUAAAUACCUUUUCUUCAUUUUAUCUAGUAUAUCACAGAGGUGUGUGUGAAGGGUUUUAUGUGAGAGGGCAGCAGUCUUCAUCUUAUGGCAACCUUACAUCCUUAUAUUAGGAAUUGCAGAAGACAAGUUUGUGUUGUGCAGUGCAUCACAAUAAUGCCUCUCAUCCAGCAUCAGACAUCUUGGACAUUAUUUCCUGUGAAAUUUCAAAUUAUUUAAAUUCUUUUACUUUGCAGCACCAUGGCGUUGUGCUUUAAAAUACUAGAAUUUUUAAAUUUUAAUAAAUUACAGUUACAGGAUACUGCCUUGUUGCUUGAUUUACAUGCACUGCAGUGGCAACAGUUCUAU